UUGUAGUCCUGGCUGUCCUGGAACUCCUUCUGUAGACCAGGCUGCCAUUGAACUCUCAGAGAUCCAUCUAUUUCUGUCUCUGGAGCACUGGGAUUAAAGGUCUGUGCCACCACCGCUGAGGACUGUAAUGGGGCCUCUAACCUGAGAGAUGGGGAACUUGGGGGCACGUGACUGGCCCAAGCCGUUAAAGCCAGCAGAAGAGGGAUCAGUUAAGUCUUGACCUUCCGGCCUGCUCUUCAUCCCUGAACUAUGUCAGAUCACACAGAAGGCCUUUAUCUGUACCUGCUGUUUGGGAGCGUGGGGCUGGAAGGGCUCCUCCUGCUGCUCGUCAUUGUCCUGUUCACCUGCCUGUGCCGGGUCCAGCAGAGAGUGAAGAGACUGGAAAGGAACAAGGCCCAGAUGCCCGGGCAGGAGCUCCACUACGCGUCUCUGCAGAGGCUGCCGGUGUCCAGCGGUGACCUCACCGACAGAGAGGAGGGCGAGGGCCUGAAGGACGAUCCCAGCACCGACUACGCCUGCAUCGCCAAGAACAAGCCCACCUGAGCCCCGAUGCCCCCCGGCCCUGGGCGGGUGGUCGGAGCCGCCCCGAGUUCCCCCAGUAAAGACUGUGGCUCCCGC
Molecule: messenger RNA, 618 nt
Organism: Meriones unguiculatus (Mongolian gerbil)
Lineage: Eukaryota; Metazoa; Chordata; Mammalia; Rodentia; Muridae
Gene: Lst1
Product: leukocyte specific transcript 1
Exons: 4
Coding region: 250-543 (97 amino acids)
Biological process (GO): cell morphogenesis; immune response; dendrite development
Cellular component (GO): membrane
Source: RefSeq, a predicted model, not a curated record